CCAUGCUGCAAAAAUCAUAUCUGCUGCUUUUCUUUUGGUUUCUUCAUUGACGGUAUAGUCCAAAAGGGUAAUGAUAAUACUAGUUUUUCGGAGGGUAAUUCAGUCAAUAAGAAUAUUAUGGAGCGCCAUAAUCAAGCCUUCUGGAGUGGAAAUAGCGCUGCUCUACUUAGUCCCAGCUAGUUUUACUUCUCUCUCUGUAGCAACCUCGACUCGCGCGAUCCUCCAAAUCUUCAUCGUUUCGGCUCAAGUUCGAUAUCGAUUAGUUGAAUUCAAGUAAAGAAAAUGGCGAUGGGGACUAUAGCUCGGCGAAUCUCUCGUGAAUCGACGACAACGCGUGCGGUAGGAUCAUUGCGUUAUGCUAGCUGGAGAUUGUAUUCUACUGCCUUCAGAGAAGAAAGGGAUACUUUUGGGCCUAUUCAAGUACCUAAUGACAAGUUAUGGGGUGCACAAACGCAGAGAUCACUUCAAAACUUUGAAAUUGGCGGUGAGCGUGAGCGGAUGCCGGAGCCGAUUAUUCGUGCUUUUGGCAUUCUUAAGAAAUGCGCUGCUAAGGUGAAUAUGGAGUAUGGCCUUGAUCCAUCUAUAGGGAAGGCUAUAAUGCAAGCUGCUCAAGAGGUAGCUGAAGUGAAACUAAAUGAUCAUUUUCCUCUUGUCGUUUGGCAGACUGGCAGUGGCACUCAGAGUAACAUGAACGCCAAUGAGGUCAUUGCCAAUAGAGCAGCUGAGAUUCUUGGCCAUAAGCGUGGUGAAAAGUAUGUACACCCAAAUGAUCAUGUGAACAGAUCACAGUCUUCUAAUGAUACCUUCCCAACUGUAAUGCACAUUGCGGCUGCAACAGAAAUAAAUAAAAGAUUGAUUCCCAACUUAAGAAACUUGCAGACAACAUUACAUGCUAAGUCUGUAGAAUUCAAAGAUAUUGUCAAAAUUGGACGUACACAUACUCAGGACGCAACACCUUUGACCCUCGGGCAAGAGUUUAGUGGCUACACUACACAAGUGAAGUAUGGAAUUGAUAGGAUCAUGGUUACUCUACCCCGCAUGUAUCAGCUUGCACAAGGUGGAACUGCUGUUGGAACUGGAUUGAACACAAAGAAGGGGUUUGAUGUCAAAAUAGCUGCAGCAGUGGCUGAGGAAACAAAUUUACCAUUUGUCACAGCAGAAAACAAGUUUGAAGCCUUGGCUGCGCAUGAUGCUUUUGUUGAAAGUAGUGGAGCCCUUAACACAAUUGCUACCUCUCUGAUGAAGAUUGCAAAUGAUGUACGGUUAUUAGGAAGUGGUCCACGAUGCGGUCUUGGUGAACUCAUACUUCCUGAAAAUGAGCCAGGCAGCAGUAUUAUGCCAGGAAAGGUUAAUCCUACCCAGUGUGAGGCACUUACCAUGGUGUGUGCUCAGGUUAUGGGAAAUCAUGUUGCUGUUACAGUGGGUGGAUCAAAUGGCCAUUUUGAACUAAAUGUAUUCAAGCCUAUGAUUGCUAGCAAUCUCCUACAUUCAGUAAGAUUGCUUGGAGAUGCAUCUGCUUCCUUUGAGAAGAACUGCGUGAGGGGAAUUCAAGCUAAUAGGGAAAGAAUUUCCAAAUUACUUCAUGAGUCGCUAAUGCUUGUCACAUCCUUAAAUCCUAAAAUUGGUUAUGACAAUGCUGCAGCAGUUGCCAAGCUUGCUCACAAGGAAGGAAGUACUCUAAAGGAAGCUGCAUUGAAACUUGGAGUGCUCACCGGUGAAGAAUUUGAUAACCUUGUGGUGCCUGAAAAAAUGAUUGGCCCAUCUGACUGAUUAACCUACAAGGGGUUUCAUGCUUCUGAGGAUUGUUUUCCUGAUGCUUGGACAUUGCAUGUUCAUUGUGGUUUAUGCAACAGAUCGCAUGUGGGGAAUAAUAAUGUAGGCGGAGAAUCUAUUUUGUUAAAACAUAAAACACAUUUUUAAGAGGUUUUCCUCCAGUUGGCUUCUCUUAUUCAUCAGAUAAGUAACAACCGACUAUUUAAGGGGUUAAUAAUAGAAAGCCGCCUCCAUUUUUUGUAAGGUUCUUUUCCAGUGUAAUUGAGAAAUCACAUGCGGCAAUGUAAAAUGUUAUUCUUUUGGAAGGAGAUUUCGAAAACACUUUACUAGUA
This is a messenger RNA of Ricinus communis (castor bean), 2105 nucleotides long. Its product is annotated as fumarate hydratase 1, mitochondrial. The record is from RefSeq and is a predicted model, not a curated record. Gene Ontology annotation, biological process: fumarate metabolic process; tricarboxylic acid cycle; malate metabolic process. Gene Ontology annotation, cellular component: tricarboxylic acid cycle heteromeric enzyme complex; mitochondrion. The transcript is spliced from 18 exons. Bases 283 to 1770 code for a protein of 495 amino acids. NCBI's taxonomy places the organism in Eukaryota, Viridiplantae, Streptophyta, Magnoliopsida, Malpighiales, Euphorbiaceae. Gene Ontology annotation, molecular function: fumarate hydratase activity.